Molecule: messenger RNA, 1635 nt
Organism: Solanum stenotomum
Lineage: Eukaryota; Viridiplantae; Streptophyta; Magnoliopsida; Solanales; Solanaceae
Product: serine/arginine-rich-splicing factor SR34-like
Exons: 14
Coding region: 160-1269 (369 amino acids)
Cellular component (GO): ribonucleoprotein complex; nucleus; cytoplasm
Molecular function (GO): mRNA binding
Source: RefSeq, a predicted model, not a curated record
UCCCAAUAGGAUAGAUGACAAGAAGUUCUAGAAGAAGAUAUUUAUAAGCUUCAUAGCAUUCUCAACCCUUUGUUCUUUAAAACCCUAACCUUCGAAAUUCUCCUUCUUCUCUAAGUGCUCUGUGUUUUCAUCCUUCAUCAAUCUUCAGUUAAAGGAACAAUGAGUCGUUCAAGUAGGACGAUUUAUGUUGGUAAUCUUCCUGGUGAUAUUCGUGAGCGAGAAGUGGAGGAUCUGUUCUACAAGUAUGGCCCAAUAGCACAUAUUGAUCUGAAAAUUCCACCAAGACCCCCGGGUUAUGCUUUUGUUGAGUUUGAAGAGGCACGCGAUGCUGAGGAUGCUAUUCGUGGGCGCGAUGGCUAUGAUUUUGAUGGGCAUCGUUUGAGGGUUGAACUUGCACAUGGCGGGCGUGGUAACUCAUCGUCAAAUGAUCGUUAUAAUAGUGGCAAUAAUAGUGGCCAUAAUGGUGGUGGUCGUAAUAAUCACAAAUUUGGAGCACCCAAACGUACUGAGUAUCGAGUUUUAGUUACCGGAUUGCCCCAUUCAGCAUCCUGGCAGGAUCUCAAGGAUCAUAUGCGUCGAGCUGGGGAUGUUUGUUUCUCACAAGUUUUCCGUGAGGGGAGUGGGACCACUGGGAUUGUGGAUUAUACCAACUACGACGACAUGAAAUAUGCUAUAAAAAAACUUGAUGAAUCUGAGUUUCGGAAUGCUUUUUCCCGUUCAACAAUUCGGGUGAAAGAACAUGAUUCUAGAAGCCGCAGCCGCAGCCGCAGCCGUUCUUACUCGAGAGGAAAGAGUGGUAGCCGUAGCCGCAGUUACAGUCGUAGCCGGAGCAGAAGCAAAUCUCCUAAAGCUAAAUCGUCAAAGCGUACAAAAUCUCGUUCUAGAUCUGUCUCUUCUCAGCCCCGUUCUGGGUUAAAAGGACGCUCUUUGUCAAGAUCUCCAUCAAGAUCCAGAUCCCCAGUACCAUCUCGCCCCAAACGUGUGAGCAAAAGCCCAAAACGUGCAAGCAAAAGCCCAAAGCCUCGCGACUCCAGGAGAAGCCAGAGCUUGAGUAAAAGCCCAAAACCUCAUGAUUCCAGGAGAAGCAAGAGUCCAAGCAAGAGCCCAAAACUGCAUGAUUCCAGGAGAAGCAAGAGCAUGAGUAAAAGCCCAGAACCACGCAAUUCCAGGAGGAGCCCGAGCAGGAGCAAAAGCCCCAAACCACGCAAUUCCAGGAGAAGCCCUAGCAGGAGCCGCAGCCGGAGUCGCAGUGGGAGUUUGUCGAGGUGAGAGCUGUGUUGUGGAUUAAGCUGUUGCUGCUGGUUCUGAGAUUGAGAGUGUGCUGCUGUGCCUGAAUAGAGCAGCUGAGCUGUUGGUGUCAUCUUUUCCGAUAACUAGUCCAGAUGAAUGGCUUCUGAAUUUCUUGGCCCAUGACCAAAAUAGAACUUAACUGUGAACCUUUCCUUCUCUAUAGACUUGUGGAAGAUUGCAGUAUUCUAGUAUUUUAAGAAAACUUUGCAGCAUGUAUGAUUGCAAAAAUUGAAAAUUAUGUCUUGGAUUUUUGCAGAUUUUGUUAUUUGUUUCCUGCAGGUGAAUGCUACUUAUGUAAUGACAUUAUUGUCUGCACUCUUGUGACUUUGUAAGUUCUUUUCCUGA